GGAAGGCAAAUCAGCUUAGCACAAGAAUUGCCAUACAAAAAUCCAACAUUAUGAGAACUGGAUGAUGAUAUUAUUAAAUUUUAUUUUCUAAACCCAUUUGUUAAUUAACCUUAACAGUUGAAGAUGACCAUUAUUGUCUUCUUAAUAGAUACCAGUGCCUCCAUGAAUCAAAGGACCUACAUGGGUGCUAGGCCAACUCUUUUAGAUGUCGCAAAGGACAGUGUUGAAAAAUUUCUUAAGAUCCGUCAAAGGGAUGCUGCCAGUCGACAAGAUCGGUAUAUGCUGUUAACCUUCGAUGAAUAUCCAUCAAAUAUUAAGGCUGGCUGGAAAGAAAAUCAUAAUGUAUUCAUGAACGAAUUAAAGAACUUGACUGCUAGUGGAAUGACUCUUCUAGGACCGGCUAUUAAAAAUUGUUUUGACUUGUUGAAUUUAAAUCGAAUGCAAACUGGUAUCGAUACUUACGGUCAGGGACGGUCACCUUUUUUUCUUGAAUCAUCUAUCAUUAUUGCCAUAACUGAUGGUGGUAAAUUGACUAGUGGAGUUGGUGUUCAAGAAGAAUUGAACCUUCCCAUGAACUGUAAUGUGCCGGGAGCAGAGCUAACCAAGGAACCCUUUAGAUGGGAUCAGCGUCUGUAUGCAUUAGUCCUUAGAUUAACUGGCACCCCGCCCACUGAUCAUCUUUCGAAUGGACCACCAGGAAUGGUACCUAGUGAUAAUUCUCCGAUUGAUGCUAUGUGUGAGGUUACUGGCGGUAGAUCAUACUCAAUAUCUUCUCAAAGAUCCUUAAUGCAGUGUCUUGAAUCGGUUGUACAAAAAAUUCAAGGGGGUGUAGUUAUUCAAUUUGAGAAAUUUGGGCCUGACCCUCCACCAAUCAGCCAAGAAGAAGACAAUAGUGAUGAAACGACUCAAGAGCUGCCUAAACAUGGGCAAGGGGUGCCAAACGGAUUCGUUGUAAAUUACAAAAACUCUAAUAACAAUCAAACCCUCAAUGCAUCAAACUCAUCACAAUCAGGUAAAUCUCCAUGGCAUUCCACUCGAAAGCUCAUUUAUGUCCAUAGAUCAGCUCAAAGGGGUUACUCUACUGGCUUCUGGCCUAUACCAGAAUCAUUUUGGCCCGAUCUUAAUGCACCUUCACUUCCACCUCGAAGCUGUCAUCCCGUUAUUAAAUUUACAUGUUCAUCAAGUGACCCAAUGGUAAUCGAUAACUUACCCUUCGACAAAUAUGAAUUGGAAACGAGUCCACUGACCCAGUAUAUUUUAUCUAGAAAACAGCCUCAUGUAGCUUGGCAAUGUUUUGUUGCCAACAGCCAUAAAAGUAGUGAUCAUCCAUUAGGUUAUCCUUUUGGCUAUUUGAAGGCCAGUACCAACUUAAGCUGUGUUAAUUUGUUCGUUCUACCAUACAAUUAUCCUGUACUACUGCCGCUUCUGGAUGAAUUAUUUAAGAUCCAUCAUCUUAAACCAACUAGAGAAUGGAAAGCACAAUUUGAUGCUUACUUAAAAAACAUACCUCUCUACUACGCUGGCCCGCUCAAAAGAGCUUUACAAAAAAUGGGCGGUCCAAAUCUUGUUCCUGACAAUAUGGAAAAUUGUUUAAGUUAUUCUGUUCUAAAUCUUUUAAAGCGACUGAAAAAUCAAGCAAAAGUUGAGUUCGAUAAGCUUAUUGCGACUGUUGGGACUGGUAAACCAGCUACUCCAACUACAAUCAAAGUGCCCAACAUGUCUUCAAAAAAGAUUUCCGACAUUGUAAAUUCUGACCCUUGUUUAAAGAGUCGUUUGAAUGGAUUGCGUGCAGAAAUAAACGAUUUUCAAGGGUUCUCUAUGCGAAUUCGAGACAAAACAAGAGAAGCUAAGCCCCAGUGUUAUCGAAAUCCUUAUGAUAUUAGUAGGAAUCAAAUAAUUGACCAGAUACAUAGGAUGCGUAAUAAUUUCCUGCAACCUCCAAGACUAAUCAAAUAUCAAGAUGAAGAUCAAAUGCACAGUUUACCUGUUAGUCAGAUGGGUAAUUAUCAAGAAUAUUUGAAAAGAAUGCCCAACCCAUUGAGAGAAUUAGAAUCCGCACCAGUUCGCCAACAUAUGUUCGGUAAUCCUUUCAAAAUCGAUAAAGGACGAGCUCUUGGAAUGAUUGAUGAAGCUGAUAUUGACUUAGUUGGGGGUAAUUCUCCUGUUAGAUCACCUAAAAGACCUAUCGACUCGCCUAAUAAGACUGGUAGUCCAUCUCUUCGAGUUAAAAGAAGACCUGGUCCACUAUCAAAGGAACUCGCUGUUCAAUACAUGUCCAAUCAUAAAUCAUUUCGAUCAUUAUCAACACCACCAAGUUCGCCUUUAUCAACACCACCAAAUUCACCUUUAUCGUCUGCAACUGAUACAUCAUUCUCAUCAUUACCAUCCUCACCUGCAUCUGCAAAUCAAUCACCUUCAUCUCCUUCCGCCUCAGUGAUUCCGCCAAAUUCAUCAACAACAAAUAAUAGCACAAAUAAUACCAAUGAUAGUAAUAAUAUUCACAAUGUUCAGCUUACAGAACCUCCUGAGAUUGAAGUUGUAAAUAAUGUAGAUGAUGAUGUGGAAAUUGUGAAAGUGCCUGAUCCUGAGGUGAUAAUUGUUAAUACAGUUAAUGAAGGAACCAGUGAAACAUUAAAUCGUUUGAAGAACAGCAUAGAAAACUCCAAAGACAUUUCAUCAAACAAUACGCUUCAUAACAAUAAUCAUUCUGAUAGUUUAUGUAAUGGAUUAUCAAAUUCUUCUAGCAAUUCCUAUUUAAAUAAUUACAGAUGGAAACUAUCACCAGAACAAGUUGAAUUGAAAAGAGAAGUUUGCCGUUCAGUCCGAAAACCUGGUAAAAAUUUCAAGCCAAUUUUAAGCCAAUUAUCAAGUUGCAAUGGACCAUUCAGAGAUUACCUCGCCAAAGAAAUAAUUGCCGAAGCAACGCGGUUUAAAAGAAAAACCUUGAUUGAAGUUGUGCAAAAAUUUAUCUCGGAACCCAAUGCUUCAUUAAGCUCUGCAUUUCUAGCAAAUACAGAACACCCGAUUACACAAAGCAGAUCUAAUGAUUAUGAAUAAAUUGGAUUUAUUCUGGAUAUAUCUUAUGAUCAAAGUCAAUGAUUUAAUGAGUAAUUUAAAAAGGUAAGAUGAUAAAGAAACAAUAAACGUCUGAAAGGUUAGACUUGUUAACUAUAAUGUGGAUAAAUUUUGGUCAAAUUAUCUCACUAAAAUACAGGUUGAU
Messenger RNA from Tetranychus urticae (two-spotted spider mite), 3220 nucleotides. RefSeq names its product integrator complex subunit 6-B. Gene Ontology annotation, cellular component: integrator complex. Gene Ontology annotation, biological process: snRNA 3'-end processing. The record is from RefSeq and is a predicted model, not a curated record. Lineage: Eukaryota; Metazoa; Arthropoda; Arachnida; Trombidiformes; Tetranychidae.